AUGCCAUUCGCACAAGCAAGCAGCCUGGAGGCCUGGAAGGCCCUGGAGCAGCACCAUACCACCGCCGGGCGCCACAUCCGGCUCAACGAGGAGUUCCAGAAGGACUCGCAGCGCUUCGAGAAGCUGUCUCGCACCUUUUACAAUGAAGCAGACAAGUCUGAGACGCUGUUCGACUUCUCCAAGAACCUUGUCACGGACGAGACGGUCUCACUGCUCGUCAACCUGGCGCGGGAGGCCGGCGUCGAGGAGCUGCGCGAGCAGAUGUUCAAGGGCGAGCCCAUCAACUUCACCGAGAACCGGGCCGUCUACCACGUUGCCCUGCGCAAUGUGAGCAACCAGCCGAUGCAAGUCGGCGGGAAGAGCGUCGUCGAGGACGUCAAUUCGGUGCUGGAGCACAUGAAGCAGUUCUCUGAGCAGGUCCGUAGUGGUGAGUGGAAGGGCUACACCGGAAAGAAGAUCAAGACCAUCAUCAACAUCGGAAUUGGCGGGUCAGACCUUGGCCCUGUUAUGGUGACGGAGGCGCUGAAGGCGUAUGCUGACCGUAGCUUCGAUAUCCACUUCGUCUCCAACAUCGAUGGCACUCACAUCGUCGAAGCUCUGCGUAACUCAGACCCAGAGACGACUCUCUUCCUCAUUGCCUCCAAGACGUUCACCACUGCCGAGACGACUACCAAUGCCAACACGGCCAAGGACUGGUUCCUCAAGACCGCCAAAGACGAGGCUCACAUCGCCAAACACUUUGUUGCCCUCUCUACCAACGAGCAGGAAGUCACCAAGUUCGGUAUCGACAAGAAGAACAUGUUCGGCUUUGAGUCCUGGGUCGGUGGCCGCUAUUCUGUCUGGUCUGCUAUCGGCCUCUCCGUCGCCCUGUACAUCGGCUUCGAUAACUUCCACCAGUUCCUCGCCGGUGCUCAUGCCAUGGACAAGCACUUCCGCGAGACUCCCCUGGAACAGAACAUCCCUGUCCUCGGCGGCCUGCUGAGCGUCUGGUACAGCAACUUCUUUGGCGCUCAGACUCACCUGGUCUCCCCCUUUGACCAGUACCUACACCGCUUCCCGGACUAUCUCCAGCAGCUUUCCAUGGAAAGUAACGGUAAGGCUGUUACCCGCAACGGUGAGCAUACCAAAUAUACCACUGGUGCCAUUCUCUUCGGUGAGCCAGCCACCAAUGCCCAGCACAGCUUCUACCAGCUGCUGCACCAGGGCACCAAGCUCAUCCCCACUGACUUCAUCCUCGCGGCUGAAUCCCAUAACCCCGUUGAGGGAGGCAAACACCAGCGUAUGCUUGCAUCCAACUUCCUCGCCCAGGCAGAGGCUCUCAUGGUCGGCAAGUCUCCUGAACAAGUCAAGGCCGAGGGUGCCCCUGAUGAGCUGAUUGCACACAAGACCUUCCUGGGCAACCGCCCUACCACCUCCAUCCUGGCCCAGAAGAUCACCCCGGCUACUCUGGGUGCCUUGAUCGCAUACUAUGAGCAUGUCACCUUCACCGAGGGUGCCGUCUGGAACAUUAACUCCUUCGACCAGUGGGGAGUUGAGCUCGGAAAGGUCCUUGCUAAGAAGAUCCAGAAGGAACUCGAGACCUCUGGUGCUGGAGGCGACCAUGACGGCUCAACCAGUGGCCUCAUUGCUGCCUUCAAGAAGAAGGCAUCCCUUUUGUAA
This is a messenger RNA of Trichophyton verrucosum HKI 0517, 1659 nucleotides long. RefSeq lists its product as uncharacterized. Gene Ontology annotation, molecular function: monosaccharide binding; glucose-6-phosphate isomerase activity; carbohydrate derivative binding. The coding region runs from base 1 to 1659 and encodes 552 amino acids. Gene Ontology annotation, biological process: gluconeogenesis; glucose 6-phosphate metabolic process; glycolytic process. The transcript is spliced from 2 exons. Gene Ontology annotation, cellular component: cytosol. The record is from RefSeq and is a predicted model, not a curated record. NCBI's taxonomy places the organism in Eukaryota, Fungi, Ascomycota, Eurotiomycetes, Onygenales, Arthrodermataceae.